Molecule: messenger RNA, 513 nt
Organism: Dictyostelium discoideum AX4
Lineage: Eukaryota; Evosea; Eumycetozoa; Dictyosteliales; Dictyosteliaceae
Gene: ssr3
Product: translocon-associated protein TRAP gamma subunit
Exons: 3
Coding region: 1-513 (170 amino acids)
Biological process (GO): SRP-dependent cotranslational protein targeting to membrane
Cellular component (GO): membrane; endoplasmic reticulum membrane
Source: RefSeq, a predicted model, not a curated record
AUGGCCGAAGUAGAUGAAUUCUCAGCUUUCCGUCACGAAAAUGACGUUUCAAUUGAACAACGUAUUGUUUAUUUCAUCAACUCUUUAAUUGUAGCUUUAGUCCCAGUUUAUUUAUAUCAUGCCAUCUUUUUCAUGUCAAUUGAUGAUCAUAUGAUUAUUUAUGGUUCAGUUACCCUUUUCGCCGCAAUUGUUCUCACUUUUGCCUACAAUAACAUUUACAGAAUGAAGAGAUUAAAAUUAUCAGCCAGCAGAGAACAUAUCUCAAUUGCAUCAAAGAAUAAAGUUGGUGAUAAAAAGAAAUUCGCAGCAGCACAAAAAGAAGUUCAAGCCCUCGUCACUUCACACGAAGCUAUCGCAGCAUCCAUCAUGUAUAAUAAUGCUGUUUUCUUAAUUUGCGUUUCAAUCUUUUCAUUCAUCAUUUUCAAAAAUGUUCCAUUAGUUUAUAAUUAUAUCAUCUCAAUUUCUUUAGGUGCUGGUUUAACCUCAUUUUUAUCAACUUCUUCAAAACAUUAA